This is a messenger RNA of Microsporum canis CBS 113480, 1077 nucleotides long. RefSeq names its product DNA-directed RNA polymerase III subunit RPC6. The record is from RefSeq and is a predicted model, not a curated record. Bases 1 to 1077 code for a protein of 358 amino acids. Gene Ontology annotation, biological process: transcription by RNA polymerase III. Gene Ontology annotation, cellular component: RNA polymerase III complex. The transcript has 2 exons. NCBI's taxonomy places the organism in Eukaryota, Fungi, Ascomycota, Eurotiomycetes, Onygenales, Arthrodermataceae.
AUGGCUUCAUCCGCUGGCCCUACGAGGGCAAAGGCAUCGUCAGGCGAUCCGCAGAGUCUGGCGAUGAAGCUGUACGAUCAGUGUCUCUCCAGCUUCUCGGCGGAUCAGCUCUUCUACCAGCAGGACCUGAUCGGGCUGGGAGUCAUACCAAACGACGACCUGGCCUUGCUCUUGAGAUGCACCCAGAUUCUUGUCGACCAGAGCUUGCUCCGUCUCCUACAGGCCAAAGAUGACCGUCUUGCUUGGAAGAUCAUUGCGCAGUCAGAUGCUGAAAAGCUGCAGAAUCUCAACGGCGAGGAGCGUCUUGUGUACAAUGUAAUCCACUCGACAGGCCGCAAUGGCAUCUGGACCAAGAUCAUCAAGACACGAACAAACCUACAUCAGACGAUUAUGAACCGAUGUCUCAAAUCUCUCGAAGCCAAGAACUACGUCAAGUCUGUCCGAAACGUCAAGUACCCUUCAAGAAAGAUAUACAUGCUAUCGGGCCUACAGCCAAGCGAGGAGAUCACUGGAGGCGCAUGGUUCACAGACGGCGUGUUGGAUGCCGACUUUAUUCGUGGCCUGAGUGGCUGGAUCGAACACUGGGUCAGCGCAAGGAGCUGGAAUGCUCCUGGAGGCGAAGAUCAGCUUAAGGGCAAGAAACGUAAGGCUCAGGCCGACGACUCAGAAACACAGUAUAUACCAUAUCUCCCAUCGUACCAGGGCCAUCCGACCACGGCUGAUAUUACAAAGGCUAUCAACGGUUCCGGGCUCACUCCCGUCACCAUGGACGAAGGAAGUAUCUCCCAGCUGCUGCAGAUGCUUUGUUAUGACGGGCGACUGGUGUCUCUUCGGGACGGGGCGGCAUACCGAAGCGUCAAGAAGCCGAAUGAGAUCUCCCUUCAGCGUGACUUGGGCCUCCAGGGACCUGAUAGUGGAGCUACCAACGAAGGACCUUCUCUUGGAUCAAAUGGCAUGACCGAAGCACCCUGUGGCCAGUGUCCGGUCUUUUCUCUCUGCCGCCCAGGAGGACCAGUCAACCCUGAAAACUGCGAGUACUUCGACGAAUGGUUAAAAAACUCUACAUUAUCCUUUUAG